AUGAUGCCGGGCAGGACCCUGCGCAAGACCGCGCCGUCCGCCGCUCCUGCAGAGCGGGAGGCGGCGGCGGAGUGUGCCCUGCAGCUGCGCCGCAUCGGCGACAAGUGGAACCUGCGGCAGAAGAUCCUGAACCUCCUCACCAAGCUGUUCUGCCCAGAAACGUGAGCUCGCCUCGGACACGGACCGCUGAGAAGCGGGGAAGGGCCUGGGCUCGCUGUGGGUUUGGAACAAGAGACUUCGCUGACACUAAGGAGAUGGAGAAAGUUCUUUGCGUUGUACGUCGCUGCCUGUAGCUGCUGAAGGAUAGCUGUCGUGACGUGAUCCCUCUGAAAAAUGUUACAGCAAUAUUGGCUUAUGACUGCCAGGUGAAAAAAACAGAAGAGAGCUAUGGCCAGAGCCUCUCACUAUGUGGUCGGGAGACUUGGGGCAAGAUGGAACUUGCCUCUUCAAGCCUGGUCUUACAAGACUUCCAGGAACCUGGUUUUCCCAGUUGCCUUUUGGUCCUCAUGUCCCACAGCUACAUUUCACCAAGGAGCUCGGAACACCUUCAGGAAGAAGUCAAUACAAGUGUCAGUGUCUUGGAAUUUGGGAUCCCAUAUCACAAGGCAAAAGCUAGUUGCUUGUUUUUUGGCUGCUCCUGUUUUCUAAAGUAUGGGUUCUACUGGACAGGUAUCUGGUGGUGGGAUUAUUUCUUUUUGUUAAGUAAACCACUGUCUUUAUUGGAAAGUUAUUUGUUACAGGUUGUUGCUUUGUAGACUAAAAAUUACAGUUCUAUGAAUUACCACAAUGUUGCAUAGUUCUACUCUAUAUUAUACGUGUGUGUAUAUGCAUAUAUAUACACACAUGAUAUAAAAAUAUAAAGAAAAAUAGAAAUAGAAAUAUGUGUAUCUCCAUGUGUAUGAAAUUAGUAUUUUCACAGAACUAUUCGUUGAAUGCUACUUGUUAGGCUCAAAGAAUAGUAUGAAAAAAUGUUCAAAACUUUACAUAAAUAUGCAUUAUAUAAACUAGAAAAAAGCAAAAUGCUCUCUGAUAAUAGACAAAAUACUUCAUGCAAUACAGGGGGGAGCAUACUUUCAUCCAGCAUCAUAUAAUAUAUAUAUAUAUGAAUAUAUAUUGCAUAAAUACAGAUAUUGAGAUAUGUGUGAUAUUGAGAUGUGUGUGUUUGGUGGAAGAGUUCUUUCAAAACAACGAAGAAUUUAUUGAGAGCAGUACAAUACUGCUGUGUCUUUAUAAGUAACAAAAUAACUCUUCAAUAGAGGUAGAUCCAAAAGUUGAAUACAAGUUGAAUCUCAAGUUUUCUUCAGCAUGUUACUUACUCAAAGACAGCAACUACCUCUGUUUGAAGAAAUAAUAUCAAUAGAAUUGAAUGCUACAGUCAGUACAAGAAAAUAGCCUUUGAUUUCCGAAUGUUUAACUAUACUUACAGGUGAAGGUUCCGCUUGUACUCUAUUUCCAUUUAAUUUAAUUUAAUUUAAUUUCAUGGCAACUCCACUUCAGUUCCAGAAUUAUGAAGCUGCUGUAGCACAUCCAGUGGAUGGUGAUGCAUUGUGCUUGUCUAACUGAAGGUUUAUUACCCUUGGCUGGUUUUGGAGGACCUGUGUUAAGCAUGAUGAUUGCCAUCAAGGCAAACAGUAACUCUGCUAGUCAAUUCAUGUCAGACACAAUCCUAAACUGUGUUUUCUCAUGGUGCAAGACAGCAAGAAAAUGGCUGAAGCUGAUCAUGCCAUGUAGCUACUUCUUAGGUCAAUGGUCAUCGUUCACUCUAUUAACUCACCUUGUAUCAAAGUACAUUAGCAUGGUAUAGGGCUGUAUAGUUACACAUUCUGAAUUCUGGGUCUGCUCAAACUACAUUUAUUCCUGCCUUGUAGUGAAUUCUUGUUUGUAUUUAUCAUUAAUUUUUUGGUCAGCUCUUCUGAAUCUGCCUUUGCAAAAUUGUGAUUACAUAGCUCUGGUCACUGUCACAACCAGCUGUGUGUGGCUGUUACUUGUUGUCACCAUUUUCAUUAAGCAGAAGCUGACUGAUUUCGCCUGCUUUCCACAUAGAGAACUUCAUCUCAGUGAUGUUAAUGGGAGCUUUGCUAUUGGCUUGAGCCACAUGCAUUGCUCCCUCCUCCUUUAAGCAGCUAAUACCUCUUCAGAGAACAUGAUAUUUCAGGAGUAGCUAUUAUUUGUUUUAGUACUGCUAAGUAACAUGUUUUGCUGACAUGUACAGAGGUUGGAUUUUCAGGUAUAAAAAAGUAAAUGCAAAGAGUUUCUGUUCAGCUAAAUACCAGCUUGCAGGCCAGCACUGCAUGCAGCUCAGCAAAGCUGUGCAUCAGAGGCAGCCCCAACUUCAACUGAAGGGCUCCAGUUUGGGGGAGUCUUGGAGUCUUCAUCAAGGACACUAAACCUUGAUUGUGCCUGUCUGGGACUCUCAGAAAAAUUCAGCAUAAGCAUUCACAUUAGUAGAUUAAAUGUAUUUUAACGGAAGUGUUCUGUUCAGUGUAUGCUGCUUUGAAAUUCAAUACGAAGCAAGGUGGGGGCUUCAUAGAGCCCAGCCUUCAGGCUGUAGCACACGUCAGUGUUACCAAACAAAAUAAAUCACCAUAAAUGCAUUGUCAUGGGGAUAGCUGAGUUAUGUAUCAACACAGUAUUUUUCUGUAUAUAUAUGUAAAGACUGUUUGCUUUUCGUUGAAUGUUGUUAUGUUUCUCUGAGCAUUGUCAAGAGUGCUAGCAUUCACUGGCAGCUCAGGGAAGACCUAGAUCCAGGUGAUCAGUGCCAGUAUAUGAAUAAGCACUUGCUGAUGCCCUCCCUAGGAUUUUUGUUACUGCUGUGAAGUAUCUGCUAUAUGACUGUAUCAACAUGAGUUUGUUUUUCUUAAGGCCUGUUCUGAACACAGGUCAGAUGUUUUGCUGUAUGUCCCAUGCACGUACGUCUUGAAUUCUUGCCAAGAUAAUAAAUACAAAGUGUU
Apus apus (common swift) is the source of this 2951-nucleotide messenger RNA. It is a transcript of the gene PMAIP1, whose product is annotated as phorbol-12-myristate-13-acetate-induced protein 1. NCBI's taxonomy places the organism in Eukaryota, Metazoa, Chordata, Aves, Apodiformes, Apodidae. The transcript is spliced from 2 exons. The record is from RefSeq and is a predicted model, not a curated record. The coding region runs from base 1 to 165 and encodes 54 amino acids. Gene Ontology annotation, biological process: DNA damage response; release of cytochrome c from mitochondria; apoptotic process.